Scedosporium apiospermum is the source of this 879-nucleotide messenger RNA. RefSeq lists its product as uncharacterized. The record is from RefSeq and is a predicted model, not a curated record. The coding region runs from base 1 to 879 and encodes 292 amino acids. The transcript has 2 exons. Lineage: Eukaryota; Fungi; Ascomycota; Sordariomycetes; Microascales; Microascaceae.
AUGAAGCUCACCACCCUCUUUGCCUUCUUCACCCCCUCUCUCGCCACCGCCGCCGUCUCCGUAGGCCACUACCACUGGGAUGUAGUCCGCGCCGGCACAGUCGACUCCUUCAAAUGGUCCUCCCCCUUCCCGGGCGACGGCUCCCCGCUCACCGGCUACACUACCGCCUGCGAAGAAAAAGCCAUCUUCAACGCCACACAGUACAGAUACACCGACCUCGGCGAAGCUCCCCCGGCCGGCGUGGCCCCCUGGGCCGGCACUAUCCGCCACCUCUUCACGAGUAGGGCCUACCCGGGCACGUGGCAGGGCGUCAACUUCAAGGGCGAUGAGCGCGAGAUCGUCUUCAUGGAGUACAAGGACGUUCCUGAGCUCGCGAGGAAUUGGAUCGAGGAGCAGCUGAAGGAUCCAAAGAUGAUGGCGAAGCGGUUCAUGGCUGUUCUGGGGAAGCGGAACGCUGAGGGGAAGGUUCCCCCGCAGGCGGAGUUGGAUGGGUUGAAGGUUGAGGAUAAGUUGUUCAUGUUUGCGCCGGCGGAGAUUUAUGACUUCUUGCCGCUUUGGGUGGCGAAGGGUGCCAAGGGUCAUAAGUGUGAAGAGAGACUCACAGAUAUUUCCAAGUACGUCAUGCAAGUAGACGGCGAUGGCAUCCUCGGAUGGGCCCAAACCCUCACCCGCCCCGACCGCGACAUCGGCAAGCGCGACGUGUCUUUUGAGAUCGACGCCCGCUUCGUCAUCGAGUCGGCGGAGGGACGCCAGGUGCGGCAGUUUUGGGAGAGGGCCUAUGCUAUGGGUAGGAGGGCGGAGAGGAAGAAGGUGAGGGAGGAGAGGCAGGGGAAGAGGCAGCUCAUGCAGGCGCAGCGCGCGGAUAAGGACGAACUUUGA